AUGUUUUAUUUUAUAUUUUUACUAUUAUUGAACAUUGUCUGUAACUAUGAAGUAAAUGCUUUGGAGAAUGAACAUAUUGAACCGGUGUUUGAAAAAUUGAUUGAAUAUGUGAAUCAAAAUCCAGGCUUUGGAUGGAAAGCAGGAAUUAAUAGUCGUUUCAAAAACUUAAAAGAUACUCAAAAAUUGUUUAGAAAUAACAUUAAAAUUAAGGAUUCAGGUGGAAAACAAAUUCAAACAAUUUCCCACAGAAAUGUGAAUAUAGUUAUACCUUAUUCAUUUGAUGCAAGAGACCAUUGGGUAAACUGUUCAACUAUCAAACAUAUUCAUGAUGAAUGUUGUUGUAGAGCAGAUUGGGCAUUCGCAACGGUCGACUCAAUUAGUGAUAGAAUUUGUAUUUAUUCAAAUGGGUGUUCUCAUGGAAAUGAAAUAGAAGUUUUAAUGUACUGGAUUGUAAAUGGUAUUGUUACCGGUGGGUCAUAUGAAGAUCAAAGUGGCUGCCAACCUUAUCCUUUUUCAAAAUAUCCUGAGUGCAAAGACGUGAAUUAUGAGUUCCCAGUGUGUACGAGCGAAUGUCAAGAUGGUUAUAAUAAGACAUACGAAGACGAUAAGUUUUAUGGUGAACAAAUUUAUAAUGUUUAUGAUAAUCAAGAGGAUAUUCAAAAAGAAAUUUUAAUGAAUGGUCCAGUGAUAGCAAGUAUUUUUGUGAAAACAGAUUUUUUGAUUUAUAAAUCAGGAGUUUAUUUACCAACACCUAGAUCAAGUAAUUUAGGUUGGAUAAAUUUACGAAUAAUUGGUUGGGGUUAUGAAGGAAAAACACCUUAUUGGUUAUGUGCAAAUUCAUGGAGUAAAGAAUGGGGUGAUAAUGGAUAUGUAAAAGUUCAACGUGGAAUACAAGCAGGUUAUAUUGAAUCAUAUGUUAGAGCACCAAUUCCAAAAAUAUAG
This is a messenger RNA of Schistosoma mattheei, 942 nucleotides long. NCBI's taxonomy places the organism in Eukaryota, Metazoa, Platyhelminthes, Trematoda, Strigeidida, Schistosomatidae. The record is from the annotation of a GenBank genome assembly.